UAAUUCUUACAUCAGCUGCUUGAGGAAACAUAUGUUCGGUCUUCUAAUGAUGACACAUCACUUUGUUUACAAAUGAAAUGUUUUUUAUUCAUCGUUUUUAUUUCUUUUUAUAGCGCAUAACACAUUAUCAUAUCCACAUAUACAUAUAUAAUGUGAAAAUUGAUUUGCUAGUCUUAUUUCCUAUUAUCUAAAUUGAUAGAUUAUGUGUCUCUUAUCACAUAUUAUAGAUGACAAUAUAUUUUGUUAUCUACUACUUUUCAUGUAAAGACUUUUCUUAGUUCAUUUGUUUGCCUUCUAUCAAUGUUUUACUCUUGACCUGUUGCUUCUAAAGAAAUCUAUUGUCAUAUUAAUGUACAGGAAGAAAAAAAUCUUGUUACGAUUAUUUAGAAAUUGUUUUUAAACACUUGCAUACAAAAUGUCAAAUUAUCCGUAUGAAUAUGCGAGAUGUCUAGAUAUGGAUCAAAUAGAUGAAUCAUCCCAAGCUCGUUCUUUGGAAGGUUUUACUCCACUUCUCAGCAUUCACGAAGCAUGUGGAGCACUGCUCAUGAUUUUGGUAAUCAUAUGGACGAGUUACUAUAGAGAUGGUUUUUCAUGGAAGUCUAAUCCGCAGCUUGAGUUUAAUUGGCAUCCUCUAUUAAUGACUAUAGGACUCGUGUUUCUGUAUGCUAAUGCCAUGCUCAUCUAUAGAACGCAAAGAAACGUUCGCAAACGCCGACUAAAGUUCACCCAUGCAGGAAUGAUGUUCUUUAUUGUAUUAUUGACAGUGAUUGCCUUAGUAGCGGUCUUUGACAGUCAUAAUUUAGCAUCGCCUAAUCCUAUACCAAAUAUGUAUUCAUUACAUAGCUGGGUGGGAUUAACGACCGUAAUAUUAUUUUGCUGUCAGUGGGUCGCUGGAUGUGUCUCAUUCCUCUUCCCUGGGUUACAAGGACCAUUACGAGCUUCUUAUAUGCCAAUACAUGUAUACUUUGGUGUCGCAGCCUUUGUUGGUGCAAUCACAUCGUGUUUAUUGGGACUCAACGAGAAAGCAAUCUUUAGUUUGCAGGACAAAUACAAAACUUUUGUGGGUGAAGGAAUACUGAUAAACUGUAUAGGAUUACUCUUUAUUAUAUUUGGUGGCUUAACUGUAUACUUGGUAACACAGGAACGUUAUCGACGUUUACCGAGACCUGAGGAUGACGUCUUACUGUCUCGCUAAUAUCCUAAUUCAACAAUUUGCUGUGAUUCACUUCACAAUAUAUAUAUCGAUACCAAAUCUCAAAUUCAAUGGAAUGUACUUACUACAGGUUCUUUCUUAGGUAUAAGUUUUAUAUAUAAUUUCACAAUAAGGCUGCUUCCAAUUAAUCGAAACAAUAUGUUCGUUUUAAUUAAAAAAAAUUAAUAGAAAAUAA
Nylanderia fulva is the source of this 1388-nucleotide messenger RNA. RefSeq names its product transmembrane ascorbate-dependent reductase CYB561. Lineage: Eukaryota; Metazoa; Arthropoda; Insecta; Hymenoptera; Formicidae. The record is from RefSeq and is a predicted model, not a curated record. Gene Ontology annotation, molecular function: oxidoreductase activity.